This is a messenger RNA of Nothoprocta perdicaria, 1130 nucleotides long. Its product is annotated as glutathione S-transferase-like. Bases 72 to 740 code for a protein of 222 amino acids. Lineage: Eukaryota; Metazoa; Chordata; Aves; Tinamiformes; Tinamidae. Gene Ontology annotation, molecular function: glutathione transferase activity. Gene Ontology annotation, biological process: xenobiotic metabolic process; glutathione metabolic process. The transcript has 7 exons. The record is from RefSeq and is a predicted model, not a curated record.
UCAGGACACAACUAGUGCGAGCUUAGAGCGAGUUACACUUUGUACAAGUAGGAAGUCAGGUGCCUGGAAACAUGKCUGGGAAACCCAAGCUCUACUACUUCAAUGGUCGAGGCCGAAUGGAGACAAUUCGGUGGCUACUAGCAGCAGCUGGAGUUGAGUUUGAAGAAUUUUAUGUGGAAACAAGGGCUGACCUACAAAAGCUACGGAACAGUGGAUUUCUGAUGUUUCAGCAAGUGCCCAUGGUGGAGAUGGACGGGAUGAAGAUGGUGCAGACCAGAGCCAUUUGCAACUACAUAUCAGCGAAGCACAACCUCUACGGGAAGGACCUGAAGGAGAGAGUCCUAAUUGAUAUGUAUGUGGAAGCAAUAAUAGAUCUGAAUGAAUUAAUCAUGAUGGCUCCUUUCCAACCAGCUGAUAAAAAGGAGAAAUACAUGGCUGAUACAGUGGACAAGGCCACAAACAGAUAUUUCCCAGUCUUUGAGAAGGCUUUGAAGGACCAUGGAAAAGACUUCCUUGUGGGCAACCAGCUUAGCAGGGCAGAUGUGCAAUUACUUGAAAUCAUUUUAACGGCAGAAGAGGUCAAGGCUGACAUACUUGCCAAAUUUCCUGUCCUGCAGAGUUUUAAAGCAAGAACAAGUAAAAUCCCUACAAUAAAGAAAUUUUUGCAGCCUGGCAGCCCGAGGAAGCCACCAUUUGAUGAAAAGGAUCUUCCAAAAGUGAUGGAAAUUUUCAGUACUUAGCUGUGAGCAGUAACAUAAAAUCUCAAAAACUCUAUUGCAUUUUCCCUGUGAUUUCUGAUAGUGUCAAAAAGAAUUUAAUGAAAAUAAUUAAAAGGUUUCAYGAUCUCUCUUUCUCUAUCUAAGGACUGAUCUUGCCCCACUGCAAACAUUUUGCCUGUGAAUCCAGUUAAGCACCAGCAAAUGAAUUAUGGUAUGUGCUGGACAAAGCUGGAUGUCUUAAAUUACUGAUUCUAAGAAAUAAUUCACAUUUAAGAACGUUUAAUGACUGUUUGCAUCACGCUUUAUAGAUAAGGGGUCUCUCAUUCUGUCUUGUGUUGUUCCUGAAAGYUGUUUGAAAGAGAGUCUAACUUAAAACAUGGUCAGCAUGACCCACGUGAAAAAGGCCUGGCA